CAGCGGGGGCCGCGGGGGAGGCGGCAUCGCCCGCCCAGCGCCGGAGGCGCCUGCGACCUCCGCGCCCGGGAGCCAUGGCCGAGUACACGCGGCUGCGCAACUGCCUGGCGCUGAUCCGCCUCCGAAACCCGCCGGUCAACGCCAUCAGUACGGCUGUACUCCGUGGAAUAAAAGACGGAUUGCAGAAAGCUACCACAGACCGUACAGUAAAAGCUAUUGUGCUUUGCGGAGCAGAUGGCAAAUUCUCUGCAGGUGCUGAUAUCCACAGCUUUGGUGAGCCCAGAAAGUCUGACUUUGUACUAGGACAUAUAGUAGAUGAAAUACAGAGAACUGAGAAGCCCGUGGUGGCAGCUAUUCAAGGCCUGGCUUUAGGAGGGGGACUGGAGCUGGCGCUGGGCUGUCACUAUAGGAUUGCUCAUGCAGAGGCUCAAAUUGGCUUCCCAGAAGUCACACUAGGAAUCCUUCCUGGUGCAAGAGGAACCCAGCUUCUCCCCAGACUCAUUGGAGUUCCUGCUGCACUUGACUUAAUUACCUCAGGAAGACAUGUUUUGGCAGAUGAAGCACUCAAGCUGGGUAUCCUAGAUGAAAUUGUGAACUCAGACCCGGUUGAAGAAGCAAUCAAAUUAGCCCAGAGAAUCUCUGAUCAAUCUCUAGAAUCCCGUAGACUCUGCAACAAGCCAAUUCAGAGCUUGCCCAACAUGGAGAGUAUUUUCAGUGAAGCCCUUUUGAAGAUGCAGAAGCAGCAUCCCGGGUGCCUUGCUCCAGAGACUUGUGUCCGUGCAGUCCAGGCUGCCGUGCAUUGUCCCUACGAAGUGGGCAUCCAGAAGGAGAAGGAGCUGUUUAUGUACCUUCAGAAAUCAGGGCAGGCUAGAGCCCUGCAAUAUGCUUUCUUUGCAGAGAGGAAUGCAACUAAGUGGUCAACUCCCUCUGGAGCAUCCUGGAAAACAGCCAUAGCACAGCCCAUCUCCUCAGUUGGCGUUGUCGGCUUGGGAACAAUGGGCCGAGGCAUUGUUGUUUCUCUUGCGAAGGCCAAGAUCCCAGUGAUUGCUGUGGAAUCGGACAAGAAGCAGCUAGAGACUGCUGAUAUGAUAAUAACUACCCUCUUGGAAAAGGAAGCAUCCAAAAUGCAGCGUAGCAGCCACCCGUCGUUAGGACCAAAACCCAGGUUAACUACAUCUAUGAAGGAGCUUGGUGGUGUAGAUUUAGUCAUUGAAGCAGUAUUUGAGGAAAUUAACCUGAAGAAGAGGGUCUUUGCUGAACUGUCGGCUAUAUGCAAGCCAGAAGCUUUUCUGUGCACCAAUACUUCAGCCCUAGACAUUGAUGAGAUUGCUUCUUCCACUGAUCGUCCUCACUUGGUCAUUGGCACUCACUUCUUCUCACCAGCUCACGUCAUGAAGUUGUUAGAGAUUAUUCCCAGCCAAUACUCUUCCCCCACUACCAUUGCCACAGUUAUGAAUUUAUCAAAAAAGAUUAAAAAAAUUGGAGUAGUUGUAGGUAACUGUUUUGGAUUUGUUGGCAAUCGAAUGUUGAAGCCUUAUUACAAUCAGACGUAUUUCUUGUUAGAAGAAGGCAGUAGGCCAGAGGAGAUAGAUCAGGUGCUGGAAGAGUUUGGUUUCAAAAUGGGACCUUUUAGAGUGUCAGAUCUUGCUGGAUUGGAUGUGGGUUGGAAAUCUCGACAAGGGCAAGGUCUUACUGGACCUAUGGUGCCUUCAGGAACUCCUGCCCGGAAGCGAGGCAACAGGAGAUACUGUCCAAUUCCUGAUCUGCUCUGUGAAUCAGGACGAUUUGGCCAGAAGACAGGGAAAGGUUGGUACCAAUAUGAUAAGCCAUUGGGUAGGAUUCACAAACCUGACCCCUGGCUUUCUGAAUUUCUGUCACAGUACAGAAAAACCUAUCACAUUGAGCCACGUAUCAUUAGCCAGGAUGAGAUCCUUGAGCGUUGCUUAUAUUCACUUAUCAAUGAAGCAUUCCGUAUCUUGGGAGAAGGGAUGGCUACUGAUCCAGAGCACAUUGAUGUUGUCUAUUUACACGGGUACGGAUGGCCAAGGCAUAGGGGUGGACCCAUGUUCUAUGCCUCCACAGUUGGGUUGCCCACAGUGCUAGAGAAGUUGCAAAAAUAUUACAGGCAGAAUCCUGAUAUUCCACAACUAGAGCCUUGUGACUAUCUGAAAAAAUUGGCUUCCCUGGGCAACCCGCCUCUGAAAGAAUGGCAAAGCUUGGCAGGACCCCCAGGCAGCAAACUGUGAUUCAGCCUUCCAGGUUACACGCACAUGCUGGCAUCAGGUAAUGCUCACUGAAUUUCAUUGAAAUUAAAUCCAAAGAUCCUGAGUAAGAUUGUACUGAAAUAUAAAGCAGAAGAAAUAAUUGAUCAGCUAAAUCUUCUCUUUGGGACUUCUGAUUAUUCUAAUGAGUCAGAUCUUUAGAAAUAUGCUCCCUAUGCCUCUGAAUCUGUCUUUAUUGGAUAAAUUAUUUCAAUCCCAGUGAAUAAAACUUGCAUUGAUACCAUAAUAGCUAAGGAGAGAGACUCAGGAAUAAGUUAAGGUUUCCAAGGGCUUUGAUAGUUGGAGAUGUCAACAAUUAAUAACUGAUAAAUGCAACUAAGCCACAAAUUCAUUCUGACCCCUUUCAACCUAGAGUCCAGAGGGGCAUUAAUUCAGCAUGGAAAGCCAGGAUGAAUUUUAGUCCAGAGUCUCAGAGAUGGAGUGGGGAUAGUUGGCAGGGUAAGGUCCGCAGGGAGGGUCUCUGUGAGUAUGGGAAGUCACCCAAGGAGAGGCAGAAGUAGUUACCAGAAAGAAAGGCAGGGGCUCAAUGGCAUAGCAGUGCUAAAGUUGUAGGCAAAACACAGUUGGGAAUUAGUGAGGGAGUCAGGUACUUUAGACUAGAAUGGGGAACUCAGAGUAGCUUGGGAAUUCAUACUUGGUGUGUUACUUCAUAUAGCGCAGUUCCAUAUGCAUGGUUGUGCUUGCUGCUUGCAAAGGGCUCAGUAAUGUUUGUUGGUAAUUUCCUUGGGACCAGGAGAUGUCUACAACCAGUUAUUCUUUUCUAUACCUGGAGAAGUAACAGAAAGUAGUCAUUAUUGACUUAAUAUAAGAAGGGAUCUUAGAAAACAUCUAACCUCCUCUGAUUCUAUGAUAGAGUCAUGAUACCAGACUCCCUGUCAUGGUGAGCCCUUGUGAUGCUGGGUAUGGAAAUUGUUGAAUCUUGAAAAGUCUGAAGUUCCUGCCAAACAAAAUCUGUAUAACUUUGUCAUAAGAUUCUCUUUUUACUUUUUUGUGGGGUUAAAGUUGAGGGGCCAAUCGACACAAAAACCUGCACACAAAUGUUUAUAGCAGUAUUAUUCAUCAUAGCCCCAAAUUGGAAACAACCACUAGAUCUCCAUCAGCUGAGGAAUAGAUAAACAAAUGGUGAAAUAGCCAUACAACAGAAUAUUGGGCCAUAAAAAGAAAUAAAGUAGGUACAGAUACAUACUACAACAUGAUGAACCUUCAAAAUGUUAGGCUAAAUGAAAGAAGCCAAUCACAAAAGGCCAUUUUAUGGACAUUCGUGUGAAAUAAAAUAGGCAAGGCUAUAGACACAGAAGGCACAUCAGAGGAUGCCUAAGGCUGGAGUAAUUAGGGCUGAGGGGAUGGGGAGGGACUGCUCAUGGGGACAGGGUCUCUUUUGGGGUUGAUAAUAAUGUUCUAAUAUUAUUGUGGUGAUGGUUACAUAACUGUGAAUCUAAAAACCAUUGAGUUUGAUUUUAAAUGGGUGAGUUGUAUAGUAUGUGAAUUAUAACUCAAAAUUGUCAAUAAAUAAGUAAAUAAACAAAUGGGCUCAA
Messenger RNA from Canis lupus familiaris (dog), 3817 nucleotides. RefSeq names its product enoyl-CoA hydratase and 3-hydroxyacyl CoA dehydrogenase (gene EHHADH). NCBI's taxonomy places the organism in Eukaryota, Metazoa, Chordata, Mammalia, Carnivora, Canidae. The coding region runs from base 75 to 2246 and encodes 723 amino acids. Gene Ontology annotation, cellular component: peroxisome. Gene Ontology annotation, molecular function: NAD+ binding; (3S)-3-hydroxyacyl-CoA dehydrogenase (NAD+) activity. The transcript is spliced from 7 exons. Gene Ontology annotation, biological process: fatty acid beta-oxidation. The record is from RefSeq and is a predicted model, not a curated record.